Messenger RNA from Magallana angulata, 3370 nucleotides. Its product is annotated as L-asparaginase-like. Gene Ontology annotation, molecular function: asparaginase activity; protein binding. The record is from RefSeq and is a predicted model, not a curated record. Gene Ontology annotation, biological process: amino acid metabolic process. The transcript is spliced from 14 exons. NCBI's taxonomy places the organism in Eukaryota, Metazoa, Mollusca, Bivalvia, Ostreida, Ostreidae. Bases 49 to 1899 code for a protein of 616 amino acids.
AACACUUUAAAUUAAAACGCUUAUCUGACAGGACUCGUAACAGCAGACAUGACAGAAACUAGGAUAUGCGAGAACCAAAUUCCUCCAAAACGUCGGAAAUUGAUGACAUAUGAACCAGAACCCAGGUCAACGGUCUUAGUUAUCUAUACAGGAGGAACAAUUGGAAUGGAAACAAAUGACGAAGGAGUAUAUGAAACAAAGGAAAACUUUCUUGUGAGCAAGCUAAAAACCCUUCCAUUGUUUCAUGACGAGGAAUAUGCUGUCGCUCAUUUUGCAGCGGAUGAAAAGGAUUUCCUUGUUUUGCCCCAUCAAAAUGGCCGAAGGGUGAUGUACAAAAUAAUGGAAUACAAACCACUGCUGGAUUCAAGCAACAUGAUGGAGAACGAUUGGGGGAAAAUUGCCUCUGACUUAUUUGAGCAUUAUGACCAAUUUGACGGGUUUGUGGUACUCCAUGGGACAGACACCAUGGCCUACACAGCUUCCGCUUUGUCCUUUAUGUGCGAGAAUCUUGGAAAGACUAUCAUACUGACAGGAUCACAAAUUCCGAUUUUUGAAGUCCGAAGUGAUGGAAGAGACAACUUUUUAUCUUCUCUUAUCAUGGCGGGGCUGUACAACAUACCGGAGGUUUUGGUGUGUUUUGACAACAAAAUUUUGCGAGGAAACAGAUCAAUAAAGAAUGAUGCUGGAAGCUUCUCUGCUUUUAUUUCUCCUAAUCUUCCACCAAUUGCUACUCUCGAGAUUCGUAUCAAUGUGGACUGGGCUGCAGUCUUCAGGACAACAAAGACAGAAAAAUUUCGAGUCCAUAAAAACAUGUGUCUGAAUGUGGGUCUUCUGCGUAUUUUUCCAGGCAUUACUAUUCAGACUGUUAAAGCUUUCCUUCAACCCCCUAUGCAGGGUGUUGUUCUACAAACCUAUGGAGCAGGAAAUGCACCAGAUGAUCGACCAGACUUUCUUAAGGUCCUCAAGGAGGCUUCCGACAUUGGAGUUGUUAUCAUAAAUAUUACACAGUGUACCAAAGGUUGUGUCAUGACAUCUUAUGCCACAGGGAAGGCUUUGAAGGAUGCAGGGGUCAUCUGUGGUGGAGAUAUGACUCCAGAGGCUGCCCUCACCAAACUGAGCUACGUAUUAAGCAAGGAAACUUGGUCAAUGGAGGAAAAGCGCAAGUUUAUGAAAAGGAACUUGAGAGGAGAAAUGACAGUGGUGGCGAAAGAAAACAUCUCCAUUCUGGACUUUGAAUUGAUUGAAAGCGUAGCUCAAGAACUGAGACUUAGCAGUACAGAGGAGAAAAAGAAACUGCAAGAUGCGCUGUAUCCCAGUUUAAUGUGUGCAGCAGCCAAAACUGGUGAUAAUGAUGCCCUGGAGAUACUUAGACGUUCAGGGGGUAACUUGUCCUCACACAAUUACGAUGGACGUACAGCAUUACACGUGGCAAGUAAAGAAGGUCACGUGCCUACCGUAAAGUACUUACUCCAACAGGGAGUCUCGGUGCAUCUGAAAGACUGUAACGGCAUCACACCCCUACAUGAUGCAGUGAUGGGAAAACAUCAAGAUAUCAUAACCCUAUUGGUUCAAACAGGGGCAAAACUCACUAUAAAGCCUAUAGUAUUAUCCGUAGAACUCUGCUGUGCUGCAGCUUCUGAGGAUAUAGAGACUCUACAGGCCUACAGAGAUGCUGGGGCCAAUCUGAGUGUAUGUGACUAUGACAAACGCACGGCACUGCAUGUUGCUGUAGAUUCCGGUUGUAAACGUUCCGUUCACUUUCUUUUGGACAACGGUGUCAGCUGGAAGAUCGAGGACAUUUCUGGUAACACGGCACUGGACUGUGCCAAGAAAGGAAACGCGACCGAGAUCAUUGAGAUGAUCGAACAAAAGGAAAGACAACUUAAAAAUUCUAUCUAAAAUGAGAUUGAAUUUUUCAUCUUUUCACCUUGUUAGCAAGAAUAACAUCUACCUAAAAUUGCAGACCUUAUCUAAAUAAUGAAUAUUAACUAAACUUAAUCAAUAAAAUCAUAUAGUAGUACAAUGUAUACUGAAAAUUAUUUUUAUCAUAAACAAUAAUAAUUCAAAGAAAACUGUGAUAAAAAGUGAAUAAGGUGUUGGAUGGUGACUAUUUAGCAAAGCUUUUUAUCCCUCUGUGUUUGAAAUACAUUGAGUUUUCAAUCUUUAUGUUUUACUAUCUGCUAGUUCCUUAGUCAGUAUUCCAGUAUGACUUAAUACUAUAGAAUAUGUAAAGACGGAGUCGUUAUAAUUGUGUACGUAUAUUUUAUUUUCAAGAACAGUUAAAAUAUCCAUUCUUUAUCCAAAAGUUUUUAUAUUAUAUCAAUACAUAAUUAUAUAUAUUUGACAUUCAAGCAAAAUUUAUUAUUAUAAAAAAAAACCAAGAGAACUUUUUAGUUUUUUUUCAAAUAAGUAUUGAACAGUUGAAAGAAGAGAAAUGUGAUUUUUAUCCCCUGAUAUACUUUUAUGUCGAAAAUUUGAACCACUAUAAUAACAUAGAAAAUUUGAACCAUCAAAUUAUCAUCGUAUUAUUUACAAGGAAAGGUAUAAAAUAUUUUCUAAAGAUUGGAGUUUUAAAAAUGUUGAAAACAUUUAAAUUUGUUUUAGAUAAAAAUAUUGCUGAAUUCAAUUACAACUUGUUAUAUUAUUAUUUUUAUGUAAGAAAAUCAUGUUAAAAUGAAAAUGUAAUGUAACAAGUUGUAUUUGUGUUAUAUUAUAUUUAUUUAUCAUAGUGAAAAUUCAAUGUAAAUGUUAUGUUUGAGUAGUAUUUUAAAUGUAACAAAAAGACACACUUAUUCAACAACCUUUUGUUGCUUUAAAAAAUGUUUUGCAGGCUAGAAAGUAUCGAUGAAACAGAGUAUAAUCUAAGAACUCAUGUUAAAAAGUGUACUAUUUUCUGGAUAAACGUUUUAAAAUUUAGUAAAUGUUUGUGAUUUAAAAAUUGACAUGAUUGAAAAUGUAACACAAUUGUUAUAAGAUUGUUGUGAGAUACAUGCAUUAUAUAUAUAUUUUGUAUGAUUUAUAUAUUUAUCAACUACUUGUACUAAACCGAAUAAAAUCAUAUUUAAAUAAAACAGUGAACCCCUAUCAUAAACAAUGAUGUAUAUUUUGAAUGUGAUUGUUUUAUCUAAGAUAAGAAAUGCAACAUAGAAGGGUACAUGUAUAGAAGAUUAAGCUUAAGCUUAUGCAAAAUGAAACAAAAAUUUCGAAAUUAAAUUUUGUCAAUUUACUGGAAGCGUAUUUCAAAUCAUUCUUUGUCCGUUUGUCUGUACACAUCGUCGUAAACUUUCCAUAUUUUCAUUUUAUACUCCUGAACCACUAAGCCAACUUCAACUAAACUUGAAAAAAGUAUUUUCGGGAAAAAAGGCUUUUA